Labeo rohita (rohu) is the source of this 1243-nucleotide messenger RNA. Its product is annotated as macrophage mannose receptor 1. The record is from RefSeq and is a predicted model, not a curated record. The transcript has 4 exons. Bases 1 to 1113 code for a protein of 370 amino acids. NCBI's taxonomy places the organism in Eukaryota, Metazoa, Chordata, Actinopteri, Cypriniformes, Cyprinidae.
AUGGACCAAACUCGAUUUUUCAUUCUUCUUCUCACUGCUCUCUGCUCCGUAUCUGAAUGUGUUCAGCGUCAGUAUCACUUUAUAAAUGAGAGGAAGAACUGGACUGAAGCUCAGAGAUACUGCAGAGAGAAAUACACAGAUCUGGCCACCGCUGACAACAUGAACGACAUGAACGAGCUGAACAAGAGUGUGAAUGAUAGAAGUGUUCAGUUGGUCUGGAUUGGGCUGCAGAAGACGGGUCGUGAUAAAUGGCAGUGGUCUUCAGGUGAACCUGCGCUCUAUCUGAACUGGGGAGAUAAACAACCAGAUGGCAAUGCUAAUUGUGCUAUGAUGUUAAAUGGACAAUGGCAUGAUUUGCCAUGUAGUGAAAACCGACAUUUCAUCUGCAACAACACAAACACAGGACUCGUCCUUGUCAAUCAGACGAUGAAUUGGACAGACGCUCAGAGUUACUGCAGACAGAAUCACAUUGAUCUGGUCAGUGUGAGAAACCAGAAUGAGAAUCAACAGGUUAAGCAGUUCAUUAGUGAUAGACAGUUAUCUGGAUCACAUGUCUGGAUCGGUCUGUUCAGAGACUCAUGGCAGUGGUCAGAUCAGAGUGACUCCUCAUUCAGAUACUGGAGGUCUGGUCAACCUGAUAAUUAUAAUCGUGGUGAAGACUGUACAAUGAUUGAACUGAAAACUCGGGGACAAUGGAAUGACGUCUCUUGCAUCAACCAGUUUCCUUUUGUGUGUCAUGAAGAUUUUGAUUCUGAACUGAUUCUGAUCAAAGAGAAUCUGACGUGGUCUGAAGCUCUGAGUUACUGCAGACAGAAUCAUGUGGAUCUGGUCUCGGUUCAUUCAGAAGAGAUUCAGCGUGGUGUGAUGAACGUGGUUAAACGGGCGUCUACUGCGGCGGUGUGGUUGGGUUUACACAACUACUGCAGCAUGAACAUGUGGCUCUGGGUGAGUGGAGAGAUCGUGUGCUAUCACAACUGGGCUCCAGGGAACGGAACGACACGGGAAAACUGCAGCCUCGAGAACAGAAAAGGAGCAGUUCAGUCUGGAGGAGAUCAGCGCUGGAUCAGUCUUCCUGAAUCUCACAAACUCAACUUCAUCUGCAGCAGAAAUUGAGAGUGAGAAACACACUAAUGUAUUUACUUAAGUUAAUGGUUUUCAUUAUUUUUCUGGUUUACUUUAUGUUUGAUUUGUUCUUUAGGAAGUUCUGAGUGAAUCUGAUGUGGUUUGGUUACUGGGUUUUAAA